This is a messenger RNA of Cryptomeria japonica (Japanese cedar), 4386 nucleotides long. RefSeq names its product probable leucine-rich repeat receptor-like protein kinase At5g63930. Lineage: Eukaryota; Viridiplantae; Streptophyta; Pinopsida; Cupressales; Cupressaceae. Gene Ontology annotation, molecular function: protein binding. The transcript has a single exon. The record is from RefSeq and is a predicted model, not a curated record. The coding region runs from base 1 to 4386 and encodes 1461 amino acids.
AUGCUAGCAAAGGAAAUGGAAGUUUGUUGUUUUUUCGUAAAACUGUUGUUAUUGGAAUUGUUAUUAAUCUCUGGCAUUGUGAUAGCCAAUGCCCAUCAGAAAAGGAACUGGUAUUCAAAUCAUUUUUAUGGCGGGGACACUGUUUUGUAUGGCCCUGAUAAACAUACAAGGUUUUCUGCUCUGGAAGAACACAUUCUGAUGGAGGAAAGGUCUACCUGGGCAGGCCAUGAUAAAAAGGAUUUUGAAGCUCUGCUGUCCUUCAAAGAUUGUAUUACAGCGGACCCCAUGCAAUCACUCUCCAGCUGGACUUUUAGCAAUUCAGAAAACGUAUGCUCGUGGAAUGGUGUUUGGUGCAGAAAGCAUACCCACAGAGUUGUGGCCCUGAUUCUCCCUCACUUGGAGUUGGAAGGUACUAUUUCUUCUUCCAUAGAAAGCCUCUCCUUGUUACACACUUUGAAUCUCUCUCAAAAUUCUUUCACCGGAUGGAUUCCACCUCAACUUGGCCAACUGAAAGCAUUGAGGAUACUUGAUCUCAGCCAAAAUCUACUGAAUGGUUCCAUUCCCAAAUAUCUUGGCGAUUGCACGCACCUUGAGUGGGUAGAUUUGUCCCACAAUCACCUCAGCGGAAUGAUUCCAGUUUCUUUGGGCAACUGCACACAACUUCGACUUAUUUCCUUGCAAGAAAAUGGUUUGAUGGGGACGAUACCAACGGAAUUUGGUCGUCUGAAAAUGUUGGAGGUGCUUGACCUCAGCUAUAAUCCAUGGAAGAGCGAAAUACCUGCAGAUUUGGGUAAUUGUUCUUCACUCAAGGAAUUGUUUUUGGGUAACGAGCUGACUGGUUAUAUACCACCUCAACUGGGAAAUUUGAAAGAGCUUCGGAAAUUAGUACUGCAAGGUCCAGGUAAUCUUACUGGCUCUAUUCCUGCAACAAUAGGCAACUGUAGCAAUCUUAUUUAUCUAGAUUUGGGGAUCAAUAAGAUCAAGGGACCACUUCCAAUGAGUAUCUACAAACUUCCUCUGUCGACUCUUUCUUUGUUGGGUAAUGGUGUGGAAGGGAGACUACCAGAAGCCAUUUUCAAUAUGACCACACUGACGUUCUUAAAUCUUGGUGUCAACAGUUAUAAAGAAACCAUUCCAGAGAGCAUUGGAAUGUUAACAAACUUGGUCAUUUUGAAUUUAGGCACAAAUAGAUUAACUGGGAGCAUACCUCAAGGAAUAGCCAAUCUGACCCUACUUCAAGAGCUUUACCUCGACACUAACAAUCUGAUAGGAACACUCACAAACGCCACAGGAAAGCUCCAAUCUUUGAAAAAGCUCGUUCUGCACUCAAACUCAUUAGAUGGAUCUAUACCAUUUGGUAUUGGUGAGCUCAAGAACCUUGUUUAUCUAGAUUUCCACAGCAACAGUUUUUCUGGGCUUAUUCCUGACAGCAUUGGCUGUCUGGUUUCACUUCAGACAUUGGAUGUAUCUUAUAAUCAGCUUACAGGACAAAUUCCACAAUCCAUAGGCAACUGCAGCAAUCUUGUUUAUCUAGAUCUGGGGAACAAUAAAAUCAAGGCACCACUUCCAGUGAGUAUAUCCAAGCUUCCCCUGUCGACUCUUUCUUUGUUGGGUAAUGGUAUGGAAGGGAGACUGCCAGAAGUCGUUUUCAAUACGACCACAUUGAGGUUCUUAUAUCUUGGUGUCAACAGUUAUAAAGAAACCAUUCCAGAGAGCAUUGGAAUGUUAACAAACUUGGUCAUUUUGAAUUUAGGCACAAAUAGAUUAACUGGGAGCAUACCUCAAGGAAUAGCCAAUCUGACCCUACUUCAAGAGCUUUACCUCGACACUAACAAUCUGAUAGGAACACUCACAAACGCCACAGGAAAGCUCCAAUCUUUGAAAGAGCUCGCUCUGCACUCAAACUCAUUAGAUGGAUCUAUACCAUUUGGUAUUGGUGAGCUCAAGAACCUUGUUUAUCUAGGUUUCCACAGCAACAGUUUUUCUGGGCUUAUUCCUGACAGCAUUGGCGGUCUGGUUUCACUUCAGAUAUUGGAUGUAUCUUAUAAUCAGCUUACAGGACAAAUUCCACAAUCCAUAGGCAACUGCAGCAAUCUUGUUUAUCUAGAUCUGGGGAACAAUAAAAUCAAGGCACCACUUCCAAUGAGUAUAUCCAAGCUUCCCCUGUCGACUCUUUCUUUGUUUGGUAAUGGUAUGGAAGGGAGACUGCCAGAAGCCGUUUUCAAUACGACCACAUUGAGGUUCUUAUAUCUUGGUGUCAACAGUUAUAAAGAAACCAUUCCAGAGAGCAUUGGAAUGUUAACAAACUUGGUCAUUUUGAAUUUAGGCACAAAUAGAUUAACUGGGAGCAUACCUCAAGGAAUAGCCAAUUUGACCCUACUUCAAGAGCUUUACCUUCACACUAACAAUCUGACAGGAACAUUGACAAACACCAUGGGGAAGCUCCAAUCUUUGAAAGUUCUCGAUCUGCACUCAAGCUCACUAAAUGGAUCCAUACCAUUUGGUAUUAGUGAACUCAAAAAUCUUGUCUAUCUAGAUUUCCACAGCAACAAUUUUUCAGGGUUUAUUCCUGACAGCGUUGGCAGACUGGCUUCACUUCAGAUGUUGGAUGUAUCUCAUAAUCAGCUUACAGGACAAAUUCCACAAUCCAUAGGCAACUGCAGCAAUCUUGUUUAUCUAGAUCUGGGGAACAAUAAAAUUAAGGCACCACUUCCCAUUAGUAUCUUUCAACUUCCCCUCUCCGUUCUUUCUUUGGUGAGUAAUGGCAUGGAAGGGAGACUGCCAGAAGCCGUUUUCAAUAUGACCACAUUGACAUUCUUAAAUCUUGGUGACAAUAGUUAUAGGGGAACAAUUCCAGAGAGCUGUGGGAGGUUAACAAAAUUGUACCUUUUGAAUUUAGGUACAAAUAGAUUAACAGGGCGCAUACCUGCAGGAAUAGCUAAUUUGACCCUACUUCAAUCUCUUUACCUCGACAACAACAAUCUGACAGGAACACUGACAAAUGCCAUAGGGAAGCUCCAAUCUUUGAAAGCUUUCAGUUUGCAGUCAAACUCAUUAAAUGGAUCUAUACCAGUUAGUAUUAGUGAACUCAAAAAUCUUGUUUAUCUAGAUUUGCACAACAACAGUUUUUUUGGGUAUAUUCCUGAGAUCAUAGGUAAUCUGGUUUCACUUCUGACGUUGGAUGUAUCUAAUAACUUCUUGACCGGAAAAAUUCCUGCAACAUUGGCUAAUUGUACAGCCUUGAAGAGGCUAAAGCUAUCCAACAACUCCUUCUAUGGGGAUCUUGAUAUUAAUUUUUCUUAUUUCAUUGAAGUUCUUUCAGUUCAUAGUAAUAAGUUUUCUGGGACUCUGCCUGCUUCCUUGGCCAAUUGUACACAUCUUCAGCUUCUGGAUUUCAGCAGGAAUAGACUGACAGGUGAGUUUCCUCCAGGCCUUCUUGCAAAUUGUCAAGAGUUGAGAGUUAUAAGCCUUGGCUCUAAUGAACUUGAGGGCAGAAUACCUCUGUGGAUCACAAACCUCACCAGUUUGCAGGUGUUGGGCUUGUCCAAUAAUAAAUUUAUCGGAAGAAUUCCCUCUCGUCUGAAGGACCUUGAGGGAUUCCGAAACACAGAAACUUCUCGAGUGACAGGUAGCACACUAUAUGAAGAGAUACCCAUAGUGGAGAAAGGAAAGGAGUAUACAAUUACUUAUGUUCUAGCAGCAAACAUUAUACUGGACCUGUCAUACAAUAAUCUUAUUGGGGAAAUACCAGAAAGCAUUGGACAUCUAUCUAGCAUGAGGCUGUUAAAUCUGUCUGGAAAUCAUCUGGAAGGUAGAAUACCCGCAUCUUUGGGGCAAAUAUCAAGCCUGGAACAGUUGGACCUGUCUAGGAAUAAUUUAAGCGGACAGAUACCGGAGGAGCUGUCUAACUUGUCCUUCUUGGCCUACUUCACUGUUUCUUUCAACAAUCUUUGUGGGCAUAUACCCAGAGGAACGCAGUUUUCAGGUUUUGAUGAGGGUUCAUAUCAGGGAAACCCUCCCUGUUUAUGUGACAAUACAAAUAUAUUAACUUUCAGGAAAUGCUACAAAAAUAUGCCAUUGGUGUCACCUUCCGAAAAUGGUGAGAAGUCAGUGUGGAGCAGGAUAGAUGAGUACGUGUCAGUGAUGGGUGUGGGGUUGGGGUGGGGGAUUGGAUUUGGCGGAACAUUGUCACUGAUUGUCUGGUGGGGCGAACUAGGGCGUUGGAUUAGGGCCCUCAGAAGAAGAGUAUUUCAUGGAGUUGCAGGCUCCCAAAGUUGUAGUUGGAGUCUGAAUUACAGGCCUCGUUUUUCAUUUCAACCAUCCACAUCUGCAUCUUCAUCUGCAUCGUCAUCAGCAUCUUCAUCCACAUCCGCGCCCGUUUUUUAG